This is a messenger RNA of Xenopus laevis (African clawed frog), 2830 nucleotides long. RefSeq names its product GRAM domain containing 2B S homeolog (gene gramd2b.S). Lineage: Eukaryota; Metazoa; Chordata; Amphibia; Anura; Pipidae. Gene Ontology annotation, cellular component: cytoplasmic microtubule; cytoplasm. The record is from RefSeq and is marked predicted.
CUCAACAUUUCAAUGUGUUCUGCUGGUGUGCAUUCUGCCUGCACAACUUGGACAAGAAUUGGUUUUAUGUGCUUUUAAGUACAUUGAACAUGACUAUUUCCUGAUCUUUGAGGUUUAAGGUAUCUUUAAGCUCUGAGACAGAGAAUGGGACAGAUGAAAGGAAAAUUGGUAAAUCACCAUGCACUCCACAGAUUCGGAUAAAUGAUGACAGCAAAGGAAAGCUACCUAUUUCAGGGUCCAGAAUCUGCGAAUCUGAGCUAGUUUUCGACAUGAAGCAGGAACUGAAGCGUGAAAGAAAGAAAACCACGUCUGGGCAGUUUUCAAAGUCAAACGCACAGUUCCACAAGCUGUUUAAGGAUGUCCUCAAGGAGGAGCUGCUUAUUGAAAGUUUUACCUGUGCUUUACAAAAGGACCUUUUAUACCAAGGCAAAUUAUACAUUUCGGCAAACUGGGUUUGUUUCCAUUCAAAGGUUUUCGGAAAGGAUACAAAGAUUGUCAUUCCUGUGCUCACCAUAGUUCAUAUCAAGAAAACAAAAACUGCCCUUCUUGUGCCCAAUGCAUUAGUUGUCUCUACAAUCACAGAAAGGUUUAUAUUUGUCUCUUUGUUAUCACGAGAUACAACAUACAAGUUAUUAAAAUCUAUCUGUGGCCAUUUAGAGCUGGGUGUAAGCAUUGGAAACAGUCCAAGUCCUUCUCCCAUUGAGCAAAGUUACAGAACUGACAGGCCCAACUCAUUUCCCAUUGAUUUUAAUGUAGACUUGUCAGAACUAGAUGGCUUGGUGCGACAAAGGAGAAAUGAUAUUGAAGAGUGCAGCAGUACUGGUUCCCAGAGUGCAGAGUCAGAAAACUCACAAGAAUUCAGUCGAUCUCAGAAUAUACCAAAAUCCCAGCAAGCACUAAACCAGGGUGAUGUGUUCGCAAUGCGAACGCAAGAGAGAAUCGACAUAACUGAACAACAUAGGAAAGGUCCUUGGCAGUUGUUGGCAUGUCUGAAUAUCUGGAAGAUGUUGUCAAUGAAUGCACUGCUAUUUAUCUAUGCAGUUAUUGUGUGCCUUCUCCUUUUCUCAACUUUAUAUAUGCAUUCAAGAAUUGAACAUUUGGAAGAGAGGCUGUCUUUAAGGGGCUCCAUUAAAGAUUCUCAAUUAAAUCGAUGGUCUGUAGAAAAAGCUGUGGAAGGCUGGCCUAUCAAUGUUAAUGCCAUAUGUGGUGCAUUAACAGACAAUCUGGAAAAACUAGACAAGAUCCAAAGGAAUCUACAAAGACUCCUGGAAGAUUCUGAAUAACUUUAAAGAUGGAUGGACCUUAAGAUAAAGUCAACAUUGCACCCAGAUGCCUUCAGAUGAACCUCUGCUGGACAGGGGCCUUGCUACUGAAUCUGUUCAGGAAGACGUAAUCUCUAUCUCAGGAAGAUUUGUUCAGUAGAUAAGACAUGGGAAGAAUUAUAUUUCAAUUCACUGUGAAGUUAAUGGACAAAAUAUUUUGCACAUGGCUAAUUAAUAAGAAACACUGAAUUUGUAUGUGUUAUUUAUCUCCAACAGUUGACGUAAGCCAAAAAUAUUUAACUGCUAUUUCAGUGGCCUUGUUUGUAAUGUGAGAAAUUACACAGCAAAGCUAUAGUAGAACACGAUAUAAAUAUAUUGGGCCCCAUUCCACUGCUUAUGUAUGGUUUCUGUGACCACGUAUUUUGCACACUAAAUGGGGUGGUCACGUACACUAUAACAAUGGUUUCACCAAAACAUUUCAUUGUGGGUUCUUCCUUUUCAUUUUUCAUGUUCUGUGUCCAUGCCGUACUGUUACAGCAAUGCUAAUUUUGUGUGGCUUUUUUAUAUAAUGUGACUAUAUUUUGCAGGAUAAAGAUUUCAGCACUUUUCUUUUUAUAACAAUGUAUGCAAGAUUUUGCUCCAGUUAUGGUAAUCCAUAGCAACCAAUCCAUUGGCUGUUCUGGGUUACUAGACCUGGUGUUAUUUCUGUACCCCCUAGUGUUUUUUUCUACAGUUGAGCGUUUCUUUUGUGUUUGACAUGCAGUUCCCUGCUUCACUCUACUUGUGUGGCUUCUAAAUUUAAAUAUACUGUUUUAGCUCCAAUUAUUUUAAUCCGCAUUAGCAUUAUUGUUGCCUUUCUAAGAUGAAAUUGUAUUGGAGUUUAUUUUUUCAUAAAACUGUCAUUUAUUGCUUAAAAAAUGGGAGCAGGGCAUUCUGUGUACAUGGUGCUUAAUUUCAAAUGAGGUUUCAAGCACAGCAAAAAAAAAAAACAGGUUAAAGGAAAAUGAAAGUGUUUUUAUUCUUGGGGUGCUUGUAUUUACUUACCUGACACUCUAGGUCGGUAGCAGAAAACUGCACUGGCCCAGGAUUCACCACAGAGCAAUCUUCUACCUGCUUUUUCUCUCUUCUCGCGGCUGCACAUGCUCAGAAGAGCGGAAAGCAAAAUGUAAAAGCCGGCUGUUUCAUUCUACUGGGCAUGUGUAUUCCCCGGGAAAUUUGAAAAGUGAAGAAGAGAAUCACUAAGUGGUGCUAGCUGGCAGAACCCCGGGCCGGUGAGUAAAUAUAACCAAUUGGGGGUGUCUUAAAUUUUGGCCCCCCCAAGUAAAGGACAUUUCUUCUCCUUUAAAUAGUACCAAAGAUAAUUGUUAAAAGACCAAAAAAAUGCAUUAUUUAUUAUGCCUUUUAAAGCAACAUGUCCCAUAGACCGAUUUAUAUUGAGUGCCAUAAGGCAUUAAUUGUGCUGUGCAGGAGCAAUGUGGGUUCAGUAUAAAUGUUUUUCCAACUUUUUAACCAUUUCUGUGAAAUGUAUGUCAGAUUGCUACUUUGGUAAAUAAACGUAAGUUAUCCGA